Messenger RNA from Carica papaya (papaya), 2092 nucleotides. Its product is annotated as sodium/calcium exchanger NCL2-like. Gene Ontology annotation, molecular function: calcium ion binding; calcium:proton antiporter activity. The record is from RefSeq and is a predicted model, not a curated record. Gene Ontology annotation, cellular component: membrane. Gene Ontology annotation, biological process: intracellular calcium ion homeostasis; calcium ion transmembrane transport. Lineage: Eukaryota; Viridiplantae; Streptophyta; Magnoliopsida; Brassicales; Caricaceae.
UCUUUCCUUCUAUGGGGACGAUCAUUCAGUACAUAUAUAUAGGUUAGCAAUAUAUAAUACUUCUCGAGGAGAGUUUGAAGCAAAUUCUUGCAACAUAUAUUUAAUAAAUCCAGGAAAAACACAUAUUAGAAUAUCAGAAUGAUGAUGAUGACGAGAAUAUUUCUAGUUAUGUUUAUAUUUCUCUCGACGACUUAUUUUGAAAUCAGUAUUGCUCGUUUAAUAACUGAUAGUAACAUUCUUCUUUAUCGUGAUCAUGAGAUGAUGAACCAAACAAAUUAUGAUCGCAAUCAGUACAUUUCAGUUGGCUCUGAUUUCUUUAUCGGCCACGAUGAUGAGGAUGAUGAUACAAUAAUAUGCAAACCGGCCUAUAGUUUCUUGCCUUGUACGGACAGGAUGUGGGGGCAUGUGUUUCUAAUUGUGGUGUAUGAAUAUUUGCUUUCCAUGGCUAGUGCAUAUAAUUCUACUGGCACUGAACUUUUCUUUACAAUGUUUGGAACUGGUAUAUUUGGUGCUAGUUUCUUUCAGAUUCUGGGAAUGAUACCACGAGCCAUACUGGUUUUUGUCUCUGGAUUAUCGGGAAGUAAAGAAAAUAUACAAAGUUCAGCUGCAAUGGGUAUGGGUUUAGUUGCAGGAUCGGUGAUGAUGAGUCUCACACUAAUUUGGGGUUCAGUUGUUAUAUUUGGUAGCCAUGAUAUAUCAAACACUUCAGAUGAUGAUGAUGAUGAUGAUUCAGAUGAACAAGACGAUCAAGAAGAAGGAAAAACACCCAUCAAUUUACUAGAUUAUGGCGUAACAACUGAUAAAGAUACCAAAUACACUGCAAGAAUUAUGCUUUCCACCUUGGUUCCAUUUCUCAUCCUUGAAUUCUCAAAAUUCUUUCAUUCGCGAUGGCUCUCUCGUGGAGUAGUCAUCUUUUCGUUCGUCCUUAGUCUUGUUUACCUCAUUGUUUAUUGCACCUACCAGGUAUUUCAGCCAUGGAUUCAAGACAAGAGGCUUGAGUUUUUGAUGUAUCAGUAUGUUCAAAAGCACUUAUUACAGAAGCUUCUCACCUCCAAUGGCAAGCCUGAUAAGGCAAAAAUAAAAACACUAUUUAAACGGAUUGACAAGAAUGGAGAUAAGGCUUUAUCACCUGAAGAAAUAGAAUUAUUCAUCAUGGGAAUGAACAUCGAUCGAGUUGGACUUGAUGAAUCUGAUUUUGCAGCAAAGAUCAUGGGAGAGUUCGAUAUCUCAGGUGAUGGUAAAAUAUGUGAAGCCGAGUUUGUUCAUGGACUUAUGAGAUGGGUUAAAAAAGCCAACAAAGAUUUUGGGAAUAAGCAGACGCAAGAUGAAAACAGAGUUCAAUACAUGGUUGCAGCUCCUGCACCUACUGGGGAUCACGAGAACCUGAUAGAGAGGAGAAAACAAGAAAUAAAAAGUAGAUUGGACCUAAUGUGGAACUACUGCAAGGCUGCUUUCCUAAUCAUUCUUGGAACUGCUAUGACACUUUUCCUUGGUAGUCCCCUCAUGCAAAGUAUCCAAGCAUUUGCUGAUGGAGCAGGCAUUCCCUCAUUCUUAGUUUCCUAUUCCAUCGUGCCCUUGGCCUUGAACUACAAAUCUGCAAUUUCUUCUAUAAAAACUGCCCUUGAGAAGACAGAAAAAGCACUCUCUCUCACUUUUUGUGAGAUUUAUGGAGGAGUCUUCUUGAACAAUAUGAUGGGUUUAACCGUCUUCCUGAUGCUUAUUAUUUUACGUGAUUUAAUAUGGGAUGUCUCGGCUGAAGUCCUCGUUGUUUUCGUUGUUUGCACCACAGUAGGACUUCUUGCUAGCCUGAGCACGAGGAUUCCACUAAUCUUUGGCAUUUUCGCAUAUCUGCUAUAUCCAUUAUCUCUAGUUCUGCUUUUUGUUCUUACUGGUUUUCUUGGGUGGAAAUGAGGUCAUAUUCCCAUUAUAUAGGUACCUAAAUAACCCAUAUAUAAAAUUAUGCUUAUCUAGCAUAAUUUGAGGGUUUAAUUUCCAAUUUGGUUUCAGAACUUACACAUAUUCACUUGUUGCAAUUCUCUUUUGUGCUUAUAUAAUAAAACACUGUAAACAUCUGAAGUAUUUCACCUGGCAA